Xiphophorus couchianus (Monterrey platyfish) is the source of this 3094-nucleotide messenger RNA. RefSeq names its product UPF0461 protein C5orf24 homolog. Lineage: Eukaryota; Metazoa; Chordata; Actinopteri; Cyprinodontiformes; Poeciliidae. The record is from RefSeq and is a predicted model, not a curated record. Bases 1131 to 1808 code for a protein of 225 amino acids. The transcript has 2 exons.
UCUAGAUGUGAAGCCAACGUUUCCGUGAACAGGUAAGGGGUAAAGUGGCGUUUAAAUCACAGUUGAGUAAAACCGUUUCUCCAAGGUUUUAAUAUGGCACUGUUCAACCCAAAGACGGCGGCCUAUCUAAACUGUCAUCUAAUCAGAGAGGCAAACUAGGGCCCUUUGUAACUCUGGAGGAGCACUCUUUAGUGAGAGUUUGAACACAAACAAUUAUUAGUUGUGCAUUCCACAAAUCUGGCUUUUGUGGAGGAAUAUCAAGGAGGGGAAAAAGGUCUUGCUUGGGCAAGGGGCACAUCUCCCUGAACACGUCCCCAUUGUAAAGCGUGGUGGCAACAACAUGCUGUGGGGUUGCUGGAGCAACAAUAGAAAAGCUGAUCAGACUAAAACGAAAGAUGGAUUGAGCUGUAAGUAGGAUAAUCUUGAAAUAUAGUCGAUUAGAGUUUUCAAAAGCCUAAAUGACUCGGAAGAGGUUCACCAUCCAGCGCAAAACAAGAAACCAGAGCUAUCAGAGUCGGGACCUAUAUAAAAUUUUUGUUCACAGAUGCUUGUCAUAUAAUUGAAGUAGUUUGAAAGAAGCAUGGCCCAAAAUUUAUGUCUUUACAUGUUCAAAUCUAGUUAACAGAACACCAAUUUAUUUAAAUAUAAAUAUUUUAUGAUUUCUUAAAUAUAACAUGUUGGAAACUGUUUAAAAUUGCAAUAAAAUACGCCUAACUUUUUGUUAAUACGAUGAAAUAUGAAAAUGGUCAUGAGGUUAAUAUCAAUCUAGUUGCUCUGCAACAGUUAGAAAGGUGUUAGUUAUAUUUGUGCUGAGCCUCACUACGUCACUCUGAUCCCCUCUACGUCUCGUAGACCCGCCUUUGCGCAUGCGUGCUCGGUUAAUGCUGUUUUAUUAAUUUUUUUUUUUCGGGUCAAAAAUGGCUGCCGGUCCCAUCUAACCCUCCUCAGCAAGGAUUAACCAGGCCAUAAAUAAACUGCAAAGAGCGGGGUGGUUUCCGGACGGAGCUCUGGUCAGAGCACCGGGGGCGUAGGGUGCGCAGCGCCCGCACAAAGAUGAUGCUGCUGCUUCCAGAGGGGACAAACCUUUACGAGACAGAAUUAACCCGUUCCAACACAACACCCAACAAUAAAUGAGAAAAAUGAUGCACCGAUUGAGCAGCAGCACCAGUGACUUCUGUAUUGGUGGGCUGGCAGAGGACUGCCACCCAGCCAGCCACUUUGAUUUAUGCAGCACCCACUCCAACAAGUUUUAUGCCUCUCCGACAAACCCUGGUUUGCAGCUGUCCCUCGCCAGUCUUACCCCAUUGCCGCAGGGAAUACACAAAGCCAUGACAUGCCAGCUGCAGGAGACCCAAGGUGACUUCCAACCACAGGCAGUGAGAAUCGGGGCCGGCGAGGCCCUGGCGCCUGAUUGCCCCAAGAAAAAGAAAGGUACUGUUAAAUCAGGGCGGAGAGGGAGGCCUUCGGGGACUACAAAGUUGGCUGGGUACCGCACAAGUACUGGACGCCCACUUGGGACGACCAGAGCGGCCGGAUUCAAAACCAGCCCAGGGAGACCCCUGGGGACCACCAAGGCAGCGGGAUAUAAAGUCAGCCCAGGCAGGCCGCCCGGCAGCAUCAAGAGUCUAGCUCGUCUCAAAAAGCUGGAGUUUGGCUGUGAUGCUGCAAAAACCCUUGACUUGAGCAACUGCAGCAUUCCCAAGAAACUGGACUUCCCUGGCAGUGAUGUUCCGCCUUUUCCGUACGCCAUCAUGGAAAGUAGAGAUCUCUGUGACGCCAGCAGCAAAGUGGAUGAACCCGGCGAAUAGCUCAACAGACGCCUCUGUUAUUUGGUUGCAUGAGCAUGCGUCAGAAAACUUUUUUUUUUAAAGAAACUGUAUCACCUUUCACUCACAUCUAAUAAGUGAAUCAAAGUGUAAUUACCGAUGCACUAAUUCAUGCAUGCAUGCAUGCAAAAAAAUAAAUAAAUAAAUAAAUCAUCAGAAAAAGCAAAAAAAGUCAUAAGUAGCAAUUCAAACUUUAUGUCAGAGUUGUUUGUUCCCUCAGUCUGGGCCAGCUCAAGGUAUAAGUCAAAAUUGAAUCUUCUUAGGAACCCAAAUUAAAUUUACACAUGGUGACCAUGUUAAAUUAAAAAAUAUAUAUAAAUUAAAAGGUUUUUUUUUAAAUGAGCACUCUGUAUUACUAUUUAUUUAAUAAUGUAAAAGUGACUUUUGAAAAUACAUUAUGUUACAGUCAAAUGAAUUAAUGUUCGUUCGCUAGUCGACUGAAAUACAAGCUAGUUGAAGGCAGAAGGUAAAACUGUCCAAGCAGCCAAGCAUGGACAUUAUGAUGAAUUGAAGGUGGGCCCCCAAAUGAAACUCUGCUUCAGGCCUCACGAGUCCUUGAGCCGGCCCUGGCUCCAGAACAUUUUUUUAUGGCUUUGUGUUUUUGUUCUAGUUUUACUUUCUGAAACAGAUCAACCAGCUCACUUCCUUGACAGAAAAUGUUUUCAAACUAAUCUACUUGUACAGUAUGUGUUUUAUUUUGUUUUACAACCCAGCACCAAAGCUAAGCAGAUGGGUUUGACCUACCAGUUUCAGUUUUGACUGAUUCAGAUUUUCUUGCUGAAGACACAUUAAUGGGGACAAAAAUGGCUCCAGAUUAUUUUAUAAACAGAGUGUAACCAUGUAAGUAUCAAAGCAUUUGUCCUAUAAAUUUGUGUGAUUUCUGUUGAGGCUCAAUCGUGCAUACAUACAGUUGUCUACUACAUUUCGAGGCUGAAAAUGGUGGGAGUUAUUAGUUUUGGUUCUACAACAACAGAAAAGAAAAUUACCAUCUGUGGCGAAUUGAUUGGUGCAUCUCUUCAAACAAUUUGUGUUUAAAUUUUUAAUUAGCUUCAACUGCUAUAACUUACUACUUUUUAAGCACAGUGUUUAUUCUUUCUGCACUUUGUAAAUAUAGAUGUCUUUCCUCUUUAUUAUUGAACUUAUCAUAAGCACUUCCAUUUUUAUGUAGUUAUACUUGUCACUAUUGAAAAUCAGAAAUAUGCAUUGUGGAUUAUAUAAUAAAUCCUAAUGUGCUGUAUGUGAAACCAUAAUAAAAAUCUUUUCAAGUA